Vicia faba (fava bean) is the source of this 1125-nucleotide messenger RNA. Lineage: Eukaryota; Viridiplantae; Streptophyta; Magnoliopsida; Fabales; Fabaceae. The record is from the annotation of a GenBank genome assembly.
AUGGAAAUCAAUUUGGGGAAACUUGCAUUUGACAUUGAUUUUCAUCCAUCCGAUAAUCUCGUUGCAACCGGACUCAUAGACGGCGACCUUCACUUAUACCGUUAUAGCCCAGAUAAUACUAGUAGUGAUCCCGUAAGGGUGUUGGAAAUUCAUGCCCACACCGAGUCUUGCAGAGCUGCACGAUUCAUCAAUGGGGGACGAGAUGAUUUUGACUUUGGAAUGCUUAAUGUAAUGUGUGUUUUAGCGCUGUUGACGUGUUCUCCCGACUUCUCGAUACUGGCUACAGAUGUGGAAACGGGAUCAACCAUUGCCCGACUUGAUAAUGCCCAUGAGGCUGCGAUCAAUAGAUUGAUAAACUUGACCGAGUCAACCGUUGCUUCAGGAGAUGACGAUGGUUGUAUUAAGGUUUGGGAUACCAGAGAUCGUUCUUGUUGCAAUUCAUUUGAAGUCCAUGAGGAUUACAUUUCAGACAUAACAUUUGCAUCUGAUGCAAUGAAACUAUUGGCCACAAGUGGAGACGGGACUCUUUCUGUUUCCAGUCUUCGACGAAAUAAAGUCCAAGCUCAAUCUGAAUUUUCUGAAGACGAGCUAUUGUCUCUUGUUUUAAUGAAGAAUGGUAGGAAAGUUGUUUGCGGAUCACAAACUGGAAUUCUGAUGUUGUAUUCAUGGGGAUGCUUCAAGGAUUGCAGUGAUCGAUUUGUUGAUCUCUCUUCAAACUCUAUUGAUACCAUGUUAAAGCUUGAUGAAGAUAGGAUUAUUACUGGAUCGGAAAAUGGGAUGAUCAACUUGGUUGGAAUAUUACCGAACAUAAUCAUUCAGCCAAUCGCCGAGCACUCUGAAUAUCCUGUUGAGCGUCUUGCAUUCUCUCAUGAUAGAAAGUUUCUUGGAAGUAUUGGACAUGAUCAAAUGUUAAAGCUAUGGGACUUGGAUAAUAUAAUACAAGGUUCAAGAAGCACCACACAGAGAAAUGAAAAUGAGGUGGUUGACAAUGAUGUCGAUAGUGACGACGACGAUGAGAUGGAUGUAGAUCACAAUCCUUCUAAGUCUACUAAAGGGAAAAAGAGUAAGAAUGCAAGUAACGAGCAUGCUGUUGGUGAUUCAAACAACUUCUUUGCAGAUUUAUAG